Purpureocillium lilacinum is the source of this 1206-nucleotide messenger RNA. RefSeq names its product endoplasmic reticulum zinc transporter. NCBI's taxonomy places the organism in Eukaryota, Fungi, Ascomycota, Sordariomycetes, Hypocreales, Ophiocordycipitaceae. Gene Ontology annotation, cellular component: cytoplasmic vesicle; Golgi apparatus; membrane. The record is from RefSeq and is a predicted model, not a curated record. Gene Ontology annotation, molecular function: zinc ion transmembrane transporter activity. Gene Ontology annotation, biological process: zinc ion import into Golgi lumen; intracellular zinc ion homeostasis.
AUGCCUGGUGAGGCAAGCACCGUUGAUGCGGCUCAGGGGCCACCCGCCCCCAACCCUUUCAAUUUCCAGACACAGGUCAUAUCGACGUCUCCUGUCAAGUCGAACAUUGGGCAGCGCCGUGGCCACAGAUACAAGCAUAGUAGCAUCUCGGCGCAGCACCAAAUCUUCCAGGAACCGCCUCCGAGACCACCUCCGGUCCUCCCCGCGUCGCUGCCGAUACCGACGAUUGCAGAAGCAUGGAAGAGCACUCAGAGGGACCAGCGGACGCGGCUCUACUGGAGCCUGUGCCACCUCGCCGUCGCCGUCUUCGUCUUUUUCAAGUCUGAAGGCUCGCUUGCGGCCAUGGCCCUGUCCCACCUGGUCUUCUUCGACGCCGGCAGCGCCGCGGUCUGCGCCGCGGUUGAGGUGCUUGGGAACUUUGAAGUGUGGCGACGGAGCAGUAUCAGGCACCCCUUUGGUCUCGAACGGGCCGAGGUUCUGGCCGGCUUUGCCCUGUCCAUCUUCCUUCUUUUCGGCGGCUUCGACCUCGUCUCCCACAACCUCAAGCACUUUCUCGAGUCUCUAGGCAACCAUGAGGCACACCACGAGCACGCUCACGAGCGUGUUUCCGCGGGUAGUGUUGACCUGGUUGCGGCUGUCGCCAUCGUCAGCACCCUCAUCUCAGCCUAUGGCCUGAAGAACCACGCGCGAAUUGCAAAGGUCAUGAGGGUCUCGUACCUCGCGGCUAUGCCGAGCGUGCUAUCCAACCCGUUCCAUUUCCUCACCCUUUUCUUCUCGGCGUUGAUAGCCCUGCUUCCCAUGCUCUCCAUCUCACUGUACACGUGGCUGGACAGACUGAUUUGCGCAAUCAUUGCACUAGCCAUGUUCGGUCUCGGAAUGAGAGUCGCGAUAGCUCAGGGCUUGAUGCUCCUCAUGUCAUAUGGCGGCAGCAACGGAAGCUCUGGUGUCUCGGCUGUCUUGCGUGAGAUCGAGUCUGAGUCCGCCAUUUCCCGGGUCGAGGAUGCCCAGUUCUGGCAGGUCCAUUACGGCCUUUGCAUGGCCAACUUGCGGCUGAACAUCGCCAAGGGGUACGACGAGACGUCCCUGAGCAAAUUGCGGAGCCGCAUUUCGUCGCUGAUACAGAAUCGUCUUGGCGAGGGCUAUGGGACGGGGGGAUUCAUUCGGUGGGAGGUGACUCUACAAAUGCAUACGGACGCUGCUACAUAG